Molecule: messenger RNA, 1911 nt
Organism: Magnolia sinica
Lineage: Eukaryota; Viridiplantae; Streptophyta; Magnoliopsida; Magnoliales; Magnoliaceae
Product: inorganic phosphate transporter 1-4-like
Exons: 2
Coding region: 115-1746 (543 amino acids)
Biological process (GO): phosphate ion transport; transmembrane transport
Cellular component (GO): membrane
Molecular function (GO): phosphate transmembrane transporter activity
Source: RefSeq, a predicted model, not a curated record
GCACUUAAAUACGCAACGGCUCCCCCUUCUUUCCCUCCAACUCCAACACAACACCUCUCUCUCUCUCUCUCUCUCUCUCUCGUGAAGGAAAGCUCAAACCAGAGGAGAAGAACCAUGGCAAGAGAACAGCUCGAGGUUCUGAAUGCACUCGAUGUCGCCAAGACCCAAUGGUACCAUUUCACGGCGAUUGUAAUUGCUGGCAUGGGCUUCUUCACAGAUGCCUAUGAUCUCUUCUGCAUCUCCCUCGUCACCAAGCUCCUCGGCCGCAUCUACUACACGGUCGACGGCUCAGCCAAACCCGGCACCCUUCCCCCCAACGUCUCUGCAUCCGUUAACGGUGUUGCCCUCUGCGGCACCCUCGCCGGCCAGCUCUUCUUCGGUUGGCUCGGUGACAAGAUGGGCCGCAAGCGCGUCUACGGCAUGACCCUCAUGGUCAUGGUCAUCUGCUCGGUCGCAUCCGCUCUCUCCUUCGGCAGGUCAGCCAAGGCCGUCAUGAGCACUCUCUGUUUCUUCCGCUUCUGGCUCGGGUUUGGAAUCGGUGGAGACUACCCGCUCUCGGCCACCAUCAUGUCCGAGUAUGCCAACAAGAAGACUCGUGGCGCAUUCAUCGCUGCCGUCUUCGCCAUGCAGGGCUUCGGAAUCCUAGCCGGCGGGAUGGUCGCGAUCAUCGUUUCAGCCGCGUUCAAGGCCAAGUACCCCACCCCACCGUACUCGGUUGUCGGGGCGGCGUCCACGGUUCCUGAGGCAGACUAUGUCUGGAGACUCAUCCUCAUGUUCGGGUCACUCCCAGCCGCGCUCACCUACUACUGGCGGAUGAAGAUGCCCGAAACAGCCCGUUACACAGCCCUAGUUGCGAAGAACGCGAAGAAGGCAGCAGCAGACAUGUCCAAUGUCUUGCAAGUGGAAAUCGAAGCUGAGCAGGAAAAGAUCGAGAAACUGGCGCAGGACGAGUCGAACUCAUUCGGGCUUUUCUCCAAGGAGUUCAUGCGCAGGCAUGGGCUUCACCUGCUUGGAACCACGAGCACAUGGUUCCUGCUCGACAUUGCCUUCUACAGCUCCAAUCUAUUCCAGAAAGACAUCUUCAGCGCAGUUGGAUGGAUCCCACCAGCCCAGACAAUGAACGCAAUCGAGGAGGUUUACAAGAUCGCGCGUGCCCAGACACUCAUCGCACUCUGCAGCACCGUUCCUGGAUACUGGUUCACCGUCGCACUCAUAGAUCAUUUUGGACGGUUUACAAUCCAGCUGAUGGGAUUCUUCUUCAUGACGGUUUUCAUGUUUGCGCUGGCGAUCCCAUAUCACCACUGGACAUUGAGUGAGAAUCGGAUCGGGUUCGUGAUCAUGUACGCGCUGACGUUCUUCUUCUCUAAUUUCGGGCCGAACAGCACUACGUUUGUGGUGCCGGCGGAGAUUUUCCCAGCUCGAUUGAGAUCGACAUGCCAUGGGAUUUCAGCAGCUGCGGGGAAGGCGGGGGCGAUCGUGGGGGCGUUUGGGUUCUUGUACGCAGCCCAGAGUCAAGAUAAAGCGAAGGCCGAUCAUGGGUAUCCGGCCGGGAUUGGGAUGAGGAAUUCCCUUAUCUUGUUGGGGUGUAUAAAUUUCUUGGGGUUGUUGUGUACGUUCUUGGUGCCGGAGUCGAAGGGGAAAUCGCUCGAGGAAAUGUCGGGGGAGAAUGUGGAAGACAAUGGCACUGCCGCUGCUGGGGAUGCCGAGAUGGGCAGUUCUAGUUACAGUAGAACUGCGCCUGUUUAAGGGCAUUAUGGUCAUUCUACUUGUUUUACCUCUUUCGAUCUUCUUCUUUUUGAGGGUGUAGGUGUUCUUUCUAGAAAUAUCAUGCAAUGGUAGCUUGGGCAAGUGGGGUGAUGGUUGAGUGAUCGGAGACGUUUAUGCGAUGGGCCAUACAAUGGAUGGUCCAUG